AUGCCCCCUAGGCCGUGGGGUGUCCUGAGUGGGCUGUUGGGUACGUGCGAAAGGCGGAGGAUGCCGGCCAAGGGGCGCUACUUCCUCAAUGAACGUGAGGGCGGCCCGGACCAGGAUGCCCUCUAUGAGAAGUAUAGCCUCACCAGCCAGCAUGGGCCACUGCUGCUCACGCUCCUGUUGGUGGCCAUCACGGCCUGCUGUGCCCUCAUCAUCAUUGUCUUCAUUGACGGAGGGGACCUCUCCAGUCACAAGGCUAUCCUGGGCACAGCGUUCACCAUGCUGGUAGUGUUUGUCGCCCUGUACCUGCUGGUGUAUGUCGACUGCCUCGUGAGGUGGGGGCUCAGGGCCUUGGCGCUGUUCAUCUGGGCUUGUCUCUUGACCCUGGGCUACGUGCUGCUGUACGACUCGUGGAAGAACAAGGCCUGUGCGUGGGAGCAGGUGCCCUUCUUCCUGUUCGUCAUCUUUGUGGUGUACACACUGCUGCCCUUCAGCAUGUGGGGGGCCAGCGCAGUGGGGCUCGUCUCCACUGCCUCUCACCUCCUUGUGCUUGGCGUCGUCACAGGGACCAACACAAUACCUACUGACCACACGGGGCUGAAGCUGCUAGCCAAUGCUGCCAUCUUCCUGUGUGGCAACCUCACUGGCGCCUUCCACAAGCACCAGAUGCAGGAUGCCUCCAGGGACCUCUUCACCUACGCCAUGAAAUGCAUCCAGAUCCGGAGCAAGCUGCGGGUUGAGAAGCGUCAGCAGGAGAACCUGCUGCUGUCCGUGCUGCCAGCCCACAUCUCCAUGGGCAUGAAGCUGACCAUCAUUGAGCGGCUCAAGGAGCACCGGGACCGCCGCUACAUGCCCGACAACAACUUCCACAGCCUCUACGUCAAGCGGCACCAGAACGUCAGCAUCCUCUAUGCGGACAUUGUGGGCUUCACGCAGCUGGCCAGUGAUUGCUCCCCCAAGGAGCUCGUGGUGGUGCUCAAUGAACUCUUUGGCAAGUUUGACCAGAUCGCCAAGGCCAACGAGUGCAUGCGGAUCAAGAUCCUAGGUGACUGCUACUACUGCGUGUCAGGCCUGCCCGUGUCCCUGCCCAACCACGCCCGGAACUGCGUGAAGAUGGGGCUAGACAUGUGUGAGGCUAUUAAGCAGGUGCGGGAGGCCACGGGUGUGGACAUCAACAUGCGUGUGGGCAUCCACUCAGGGAACGUGCUGUGUGGGGUCAUCGGGCUGCGCAAGUGGCAGUACGACGUGUGGUCCCACGAUGUUUCCCUGGCCAACAGGAUGGAGGCGGCUGGAGUCCCUGGCCGGGUGCAUAUCACGGAGGCGACGCUGAAGCACCUGGAUGAGGCUUACGAGGUGGAGGAUGGGCACGGGCAGCAGAGGGACCCCUACCUGAAGGAGAUGAACAUCCGCACCUACCUGGUCAUUGACCCCCGGAGCCAGCAGCCGCCCUCGCCCAGCCAGCACCUCUCCAGGCCCAAGGGGGACGCAACCCUGAAGAUGCGGGCUUCAGUGCGGAUGACCCGCUACCUGGAGUCCUGGGGUGCCGCCCGGCCCUUUGCGCAUCUCAACCACCGCGAGAGUGUGAGCAGUGAGACCCCCAUCCCCAAUGGCCGGAGGCCCAGGGCCAUUCCGCUGCGGCGGCACCGGACCCCAGACAGGAGUGCAUCACCCAAGGGGCGGUCAGAGGACGACUCCUACAAUGAGAUGCUUUCGGCCAUCGAGGGCCUCAGCUCCACGAGGCCCUGCUUCUCCAAGUCAGAUGAUUUCUAUACCUGCACCUGUGUGUCCAUCUUCCUGGAGAAGGGCUUUGAGCGAGAGUACCGCUUGGCGCCCAUUCCCCGGGCCCGCUACUACUUUGCCUGUGCCACCCUCAUCUUCUUCUGCAUCCUGCUCAUCCACGUCCUGCUGAUGCCCAGGAUGGCGGCUCUGAGUGUAUCCUUUGGGCUGGUGGCCUGCGCGCUGGGCCUGGUGCUCGCCCUGUGCUUUGCGGAUGAGUUUCUGAGGUGCUGCCCAGCCCUAGGGAUGCUCCGGGCCAUCUGCAAGAGGGUGGAGACUCAGCCCCUGCUGAGGGUGUCCCUGGCCAUCCUGACCAUUGGCAGCCUCCUCACUGUCGCCAUCAUCAGCCUGGCCAUCUGGAGAGAAGGUGGCAUCAAACUUGCUGUCCCCUCAGCUGAUCUGGCCUCUGAUGCUCUGGGGGUGGAGCCUUGUACCUUCCUCUUGCACCCUCCCCCUGUUCCCAAGUCUGCUGUGGACCUGGGCACAGCUGCUCUGGGCAGUGCUUGGAGCCGAGCCUGGCAGUACUCACUGGGGCCGCCUGGCAUGAAUGAGACCAGCCUGAGGGAGGUGAGCAGCCGGAUGUCAUGUGAGCUCCUCUUGUAUUACACCUGCAGCUGCAUCCUGGGCUUCGUUGCUUGCUCCGUCUUCCUGCGCAUGAGCCUGGAGCUGAAGUUCAUUCUGCUGACCGUGGCCUUGGUGGCCUACCUGGUGCUCUUCAACAUCUCCCCAUGCUGGAAAUGGGACUGCUGUGGCUAUGGCCUGGGCAACCACACAGAGACCAACGACACCCUCAGCUCGCUUUGUUCAUGGAGGGAUGUGAAGACGAUGAUUAAUUUCUACCUCGUUCUCUUCUAUGUCACCCUCGUCAUGCUCUCCGUACAGAUCGACUAUUACUGCCGUUUGGAUUGUUUGUGGAAGAAGAAGUUCAAGAAGGAACAAGAGGAGUUUGAGACCAUGGAGAAUGUGAACCGCCUUCUUCUGGAGAAUGUCCUGCCAGCCCACGUGGCCGCCCACUUCAUCGGUGACAAGUUAAAUGAGGAUUGGUACCACCAGUCGUAUGACUGCGUCUGUGUCAUGUUUGCGUCUGUGCCGGAUUUCAAAGUGUUCUACACCGAGUGUGACAUCAACAAAGAAGGGCUGGAAUGCCUGCGCCUGUUAAAUGAGAUCAUCGCGGACUUUGACGAGCUGCUGUUAAAGCCCAAGUUCAGUGGUGUGGAGAAGAUCAAGACCAUUGGCAGCACGUACAUGGCAGCUGCAGGGCUCAGCGUCACCUCGGGGCAUGAGAACCAGGACCUGGAGCGGCAGCACGCCCACAUCGGCAUCAUGGUGGAGUUCAGCAUCGCCCUGAUGAACAAGCUGGAAGGCAUCAACAGGCACUCCUUCAACAACUUCCGCCUCCGAGUUGGCAUCAACCACGGGCCUGUGAUUGCUGGAGUGAUUGGGGCGAGGAAACCUCAGUACGACAUCUGGGGAAACACGGUCAAUGUUGCCAGCCGCAUGGAGAGCACUGGGGAACUUGGGAAAAUCCAGGUUACUGAAGAGACAUGUACCAUCCUGCAAGAACUGGGUUAUUCCUGUGAGUGCCGUGGACUGAUUAACGUCAAAGGCAAGGGCGAACUGAGGACUUAUUUCGUCUGCACAGAUACUGCCAAGUUCCCAGGAUUGGGGCUGAACUGA
Orycteropus afer afer is the source of this 3450-nucleotide messenger RNA. The record is from RefSeq and is a predicted model, not a curated record. Lineage: Eukaryota; Metazoa; Chordata; Mammalia; Tubulidentata; Orycteropodidae.